Messenger RNA from Lontra canadensis (Northern American river otter), 2427 nucleotides. RefSeq names its product coiled-coil domain containing 177 (gene CCDC177). The coding region runs from base 148 to 2256 and encodes 702 amino acids. The record is from RefSeq and is a predicted model, not a curated record. Lineage: Eukaryota; Metazoa; Chordata; Mammalia; Carnivora; Mustelidae. The transcript is spliced from 2 exons.
CUGCAGCCGGCAGUAAUCCGACCCCGCGGGCGCGGGGAUUGAAUACGCGCAAGGGAGAGCGGCGAGCGGCGAGCUGCGAACAAAAGCCCUCGGCGCGGGGCCCAAGCCCGGGACGUGCGGGACUCCACAAAAGGACAGGACUCAGCCAUGGUGGACCCGGUGCCGGAAGAGGAAAAGGAGGGAGCCGAGCCUGAAGGUUCGGAUGGGGCCGCAGCCGCCGCACCUGGCCCCCCGGAGGCACAGGGUGCCCAGCAGCCUGCCGCCUCCUCGGCCUCAGCCUCCGCCUCGGCGGCGGCGCCCCGCAAGGCUGAAGUCCCGAGCGCAGCGGAAGAAGGCGGUCGGCGGGAGCAGUCUCCGCUGCUGCACCUGGACCUCUUCAACUUCGACUGUCCGGAGGCCGAGGGCAGCCGCUACGUGCUGACCAGUCCCCGCUCGCUGGAGGCCUGCGCCCGCUGCGCAGUCAAGCCCGUGGAGCUGCUGCCACGGGCCCUGGCAGACCUGGUGCGCGAGGCCCCGGGCCGCUCCAUGCGAGUGGCCACCGGCCUGUACGAGGCCUACGAGGCGGAGAGGCGCGCCAAGCUGCAGCAGUGCCGGGCCGAACGAGAGCGCAUCGUGCGCGAGGAGAAGCGGCGCCUCUUCACGCCCUUGGGGACUGCGGCCACCGCCGCCUCGGUCCCCGGCGCGGCCGGCAGCAGCAGCAGCUGCAGCAGCGCCAGCCUCCCGGGCUCGCCCGCGCCGCGCGCCACCCGCAAGGCCUCUUCCAGCCCAUCUCCCGCCCGGACGCAACCACCGCCCGCAGCUUCGCGGGCGGGUAGGAAGAGCCACUCGCUAGACUCGCUGUCCCGCCGGCGCGAGGGCGCCCUCAGUUCUGAGUCUGGCGCGUCGUCGUCCUCCUACAGCGGGGAGAGCCUGCGAGAGCUGCGCUGGCCUCCGCGGGCCUCGGCCAGGAACAGCUGUCCGGCGGGCUCCGCGUCCUCCGCCCCCAACCCCCUGGGCCGUCCUUCCGCCCUGGCCUUGGUGCCGCUCACAGGCCGCAGCUUCAGCCUAGGUGACCUGAGCCACUCUCCGCAGACAGCUCAGCAUGUGGAGCGCAUCGUGCGCCAAGUGCGCGCCGAGCGGGGCCUGCGCGGGGUGCCGGACCGCGACAGAAAGAUCGCGGCGCUAAUGCUGGCGCGCCACCAGGAGGAGCGGCUGCUGCUGGAGCAGCGCGCCGCGGCGCACGGCCAGUGGGAGCAGCAGCGCGUGCGGGCGGAGCAGCGACGGGAGCGCGAGGAGCGGGAGAAGCAGCGCGCGCUGGAGCAGGGCCGCCGGGCCUGGGCGGCGCAGGUGGAGGAGCGGCGUGGCCGUCGCGGGCGCGAGGAACGCGAGGAGGCGCGGCGGCGGCAGCGGGAGUGCGAGCGCAGCGAGGAGCGGCGGCGGGAGCUGGCCGAACGCCAGGGCCUGCUGCGGCGGGAGCGGGUUGAGCGCGCGGCCCGGGAGGAUCGGCUGCGCAAGCUGCAGCAGGAGCAGAACCUGAAGCAGCGGGAGGAGGGCCUGCAGGAAGGGCGCGAGCGGGCCGAGUUGGUCCGCAGGGAGCGCGCCCAGCGCGCGGCCCGCACCAAGCAGCGGCAGGAGGGCCAGAUGCUACGGGAGAAGCGGGAGCUAAGCCGGGCGGAGCGCGCGCGCCACGAGGCGCUGCUGCAAGGCCGGGCCCGGCAGGAGCGCGCGGAACGAGAGGACUUGCGGAGUUCCCUAGAGGCCAGCUUGGGCCGCGCGCAGGAUAACUACGAGCAGCUGGUGGAGCAGCGCGCGCGCGAGCUGCGGGAGCGGGCCCGGCGGGAGGAGUUGCAGGGCCGGCGGGCCAAGGAAGUGGCGGAGCGCAAAGGGCGCGAGCACCAGGCGCACCUGGAAGCGCUGGCCCGGGCCGGGGAGCGGCGGCUGCAGCACGCUACGCAGGCAGCCGAGGAAGCUGUGCAGCAGAAGGCAAGGCGCGUGGGCCAGAGCCGGUUGGAGAAAGAACGAGCCCAGCGCGCCAAUAAGGAGAAGGUGGAGAGGGACGAAGACUCCCGCCGGCGGGAGCUGCUGCAGGCCAUCGGGCGCAAGCUGGAGCGGAGCGAGCAGCUUUCUCGAGAGCGGCGGAGCGCACUGGAGACCGCCCGCUCCACGGCCCGGGCCUCCUUCCACGUGCGGGAGAAGGUACGCGAGGAGACCAACACGCGCUCCUUCGACCGCAUGGUGCGGGAAGCCCAGCUGCACGCCAGCCUGGACCGCAAAUGACCACCGCCCUGGGCUGGCCAGGCUGCCAGGCUCAGCCCUGCGGGGCCUCCCUUGGCGUUUAUGACCAGACUAGGGGAGUCUUCCGUUGCAGCUCAACGCCCUGGCCUCGCCAGGGUCUUGACCAGUGAGGCAACGAGAGGACAGAGAGACCUGCCAGCCCACCGCCUUUAA